Molecule: messenger RNA, 2438 nt
Organism: Nasonia vitripennis (jewel wasp)
Lineage: Eukaryota; Metazoa; Arthropoda; Insecta; Hymenoptera; Pteromalidae
Product: pancreatic triacylglycerol lipase-like
Exons: 7
Coding region: 44-1462 (472 amino acids)
Biological process (GO): lipid metabolic process
Molecular function (GO): lipase activity
Source: RefSeq, a predicted model, not a curated record
GGAAAUGUCUCCCAAUUCAGUUUAGAGUCGAACUCGCGAAACCAUGCACGCCCGUAAGAGGCUUCCGAUCCUGUUGCUCCUCUUGAUACUCAGCGUCUCUUUGCACAGCGCCAAUGGACAGCGACGGCCGCCAAGUAAGCGGCAGGAGCUUUUUAGAAAACUCACGGAAGCCGUCUUCGAGUUCUUCGGCGCGCUGCGAGAUUUGGCCGCCCAGGUGUCCGAGAGGGUACGCCCGUAUCUGAAGCCUUUGGCCGAUGCGAUGAGGGGUAAACCGAAAGCUCAGGAGAAGCCUGUGAAACCUGGUGAGGAACCUGAUAAGCUCGAUAAGAAGGAGGAGAAGAAAGAGGCGAAGCCCGAGGUGCACGACUGCUUCGGUUUGGGACCCGAGGUCGCCGAGACGCUGGAGACGUGGAUGAAAGGCGACGCCAACAGCACCGAGGACGUCAAGGUCAAGUUUCAUAUCAGGAGCAACAAAAUUAGCGAGAGGCGGGAAUUGAGCGAGUCCGAUAAAUCCGAUUUGGAGAAGAUAGACUUCGAUAUCAGGCGCAGGACUUUCUUCGUUAUUCACGGAUACUUGUCGAGCAGCGAUGCCGAGUGGAUUCCACCGAUGGAGGAUGCUUUACUCAAAUUGGGCGAUGGGAACGUCAUCACCGUCGACUGGAGCGGUCAGCACUUCGCCUUGAACUAUUUCAAAGUGGCUCGGAGUACGGAGACCGUCGGGAACCAGAUCGCCACAUUUCUGCACGACGUGAGCACAACAGCGCUGGAAAAGCAGGGGAUCCCCAAAGAAAGUUGGGGUCCGCUACACUUCAUAGGCCACAGUCUCGGUUCGCACAUCAGCGGCUACACGGCGCACGAGGUGAAGAGGCGGAACGGCGACUGGCAAGUUCAGCGAAUAACUGGUUUGGAUCCGGCUAAACUUUGCUUUGAAAACAGCGAGGAAAAUUUGAAACUCGAUAAAGGCGACGCUCCUUUCGUCGAUGUCAUCCACACGAACGCAAAAAAUUCCCUGACGGAGGGACUGAGUCUGUUUAAGCCCAUAGGUCACUUGGAUUUUUAUCCGAAUGGUGGCAAACAUCAGCCCGGCUGCACCGAGUCGAAUUUCAUACUGCCCGACUCGAUAAAAUUGCCGAAACGAAUAAUAAACGAAGCAGUCUGCAAUCACGGCAAGUCCUACAUGUACUUCACGGAAUCGAUCCUCAACUCGAUUGCGAAAAACUGCACUUUCUGGGCGAAACCUUGGGACAUGACCGAGGAGAGCGCCGGGAAGAUGCUGUGGGACUCGUGCGAUCCGCAAAGUUGCAUCGAGAUGGGAAUAAACAGCGAAGCCUAUUACCCAGGCAACAGCGAAGCUUUCUUCGUUCUGACGUCCGGAGAGCCACCGUUUUGCAGCGUAACAAAGCGAGAAGAGGUCGCCGAGGUGAAGAAAAUACUCGAGGAUAAUAAAGAUGACGGCGCGUGAACCAGCAUAUAAUUUAUUAUUUAGUAUUCAACGGUUAUACGCUCGUCCACGCAGAAGCUCGAGCCCACAACAGAUUCGAAAUUAACAGGAUAAGCAGCCGGCCGACAGCCGAACACAAACAAAAGAAGAGCGCAGCCUCCCGCGACAGGGAACACAAUCGAUUCAUCAGCGCUGCACGAGAGCAUCUAGCCAAUUUGGCAGUCGAAGUAUCCCACACCGUAUGUACAACGUAUAUAUACACACAAGCCCGCAUCCGCUCGUCGCCGUCGGUAUUUAGCAAUAAUUUACUCUUGCUCUCUUCUCGUCUAGAAUCGACUGAAUGCGCCCAGCGCAGUUCAGUUCCGAUCGCACUGCCACAAUAUUCACGCCUCUAAUGUAUACAUAUAUACGUAGUUUUCGUAUUACACACACAAUACUCUCGAAAUCCCACGGGUGCAUUGUUACGAUAAGCGCGCGCGAUUCUCCAAAUAUUAUAUACGCCCCUAUGUAAUACGCGCGCGCGCGCUCGAGCGUCUUUGAAGCUUAUACGUAUACACAGGAUACUUUUCUCUGGAAAUCUGCGCGGGGGUGUGACAUUAUGCAGGCAUUUUUUCCCUCAAUUCUCACGAGUCGGUGAGACGGUUAAUUUAUAUCAUUGGUAAAGGGACUGCACACACGCGGGGCAAAGUGUUAACAGCGUGCGCCGCGCUUUUGUAGGAGCUUUCAGUUGGCUGGAAAAAUUUUAUGUGUGAGUACAUAGUGGCGCGUGUGAUUUUAUAGUACUGUUAUAGGCGGCCUCUGUGUGUGCAAGCGGGAGAGGACAAUAACGAAUUUGUUCGUUGGUCUCACGACGACUUUUAACGAAUAUUAAUGCGUCUGUGCCGGUAUAUGGCUGUGAGUGUAACGGGCUUCUGUCGGCUUAGCUUUUUUGUGAGCCGAUUAAAAUUAAGGUUCGAGUAAUGUAUGAUAUACGACCGUUGUAAAAUAGCAGUGAGUA